Molecule: messenger RNA, 1249 nt
Organism: Tribolium castaneum (red flour beetle)
Lineage: Eukaryota; Metazoa; Arthropoda; Insecta; Coleoptera; Tenebrionidae
Gene: Pbgs
Product: Porphobilinogen synthase
Exons: 2
Coding region: 149-1168 (339 amino acids)
Biological process (GO): heme biosynthetic process
Cellular component (GO): cytosol
Molecular function (GO): zinc ion binding; porphobilinogen synthase activity
Source: RefSeq, a predicted model, not a curated record
ACUUUCUGAAUCACUCAUUUUUUUGCGUUAAACUAAACUAAAAAAGUGAGGUUAUGUUUUGAUUGAAAAAGAAGAGGGUUCAGUGACACAGGUGACUGGGCAAAAACCUAAGUGGAGGACUUUGAUAAGACGGAAUAAAAGCACGAAAAUGAGUAUCCAAAAAAAAGUCAAGAACCGCCACACACUCCACAGCGGCAUAUUCAACCCUACUCUGCGAAAGUGGCAAAGUCUCCAGUCUGAAAUAGCCCCCGACAACCUCAUGUACCCCAUUUUCAUCGUUGAGGACGACGAGGCUGUGCAACCUAUCGCCUCAAUGCCUGGAGUUUCGCGCUAUGGCGUUAACAAACUGAAAAACCAUUUAGGACCGCUUGUUGAGAAGGGGUUAUCGUCAGUGCUUCUGUUUGGCGUAGUCGAAAGCCUCCCAAAAGACGACACCGGCAGCCACGCUGACAGCCCCCAAAACCCCGUGAUUCGGGCCCUCCCGAAGUUACUUUCGUGGUUCCCUUCCCUAACCAUUGCUUGCGACGUCUGUCUUUGUCCUUACACCUCUCAUGGCCAUUGCGGGAUUUUAUUCCCGGACGGCUCUAUUAAUAACACUAAAAGUAUCAAGCGCAUUGCCGAGAUAGCAGCGGCCUAUGCCAAAGCGGGCGCCCACAUUGUGGCUCCUUCUGACAUGAUGGAUGGCCGAAUUGGGGCUAUCAAAGACAAGUUAGCAGAGUGCCAGUUGAGACACAAGACUGCCGUGUUGUCGUACACGGCCAAGUUUGCGUCGGGUUUCUACGGCCCCUUUAGAGACGCCGCUAAGUCGAAACCGGCUUUUGGCGACAGGAAAUGUUAUCAGUUGCCCCCAGGGAGUUCAGGGAUUGCGUUACGUGCCGCUGCGAGGGACGUAGCCGAGGGGGCUGAUAUGCUCAUGGUUAAGCCCGUGCUGAGCUAUAUGGAUGUCUUAAGGGACGUGAAAAGGGCGUAUCCUGAGUUUCCAAUGUUUGUGUAUCAGGUGUCAGGGGAAUAUGCUAUGAUUUAUCACGCGGCUAAAGCGGGCGCUUUGGAUUUUAAAACAGCACUAAGCGAGAUUUUGGUGUCUUUGAGACGUGCAGGGGCCGAUGUAAUUAUUUCGUAUUACACCCCUGUGGUUUUAGACUGGUUGCAAACGAAAAGUAAGCUGUGAAUUGUACAUGACAUUAGUAAAAUUGUAAUUUUUAUAGUUAAUUGUUGCUCUUUGGGAAAUAUAAUUUCUGUUGGUUAUAAA